Pneumocystis jirovecii RU7 is the source of this 797-nucleotide messenger RNA. RefSeq lists its product as uncharacterized. NCBI's taxonomy places the organism in Eukaryota, Fungi, Ascomycota, Pneumocystomycetes, Pneumocystales, Pneumocystaceae. Bases 146 to 601 code for a protein of 151 amino acids. The record is from RefSeq and is a predicted model, not a curated record. The transcript has 4 exons. Gene Ontology annotation, cellular component: cytosolic small ribosomal subunit. Gene Ontology annotation, molecular function: RNA binding; structural constituent of ribosome.
AAAUCAAAAUAUUAGUACUUGGAAUAUUAUUUUGACUAUGUUUUUUGCAAUACUUUUAAUAAAAUAUAAACAAAUGAUUUAGUAUUUAAUUUUGAAUAGUUUACUAAUAAAUUUAUUUUAUAGGGUCUGAAUAAUAUUGCUAGAAAUGAUUAUUCCUAAGAAUAAUCGUAAAAAGAUAUAUGAGCUUUUAUUUAAAGAUGGGACUCUUGUUGCAAAAAAAGAUUUCAAUGCGCCUAGUUCGGUAGAGCUUCAAAGUGUUCCUAAUCUUCAAGUCAUUAAAGCAUGUCAAUCACUUACAUCAAGAGGCUAUCUGAAAACUCAAUUUUCAUGGCAAUAUUAUUAUUAUACUCUUACAAAUGAAGGAAUUGAUUAUUUGAGGGAGUGGCUACAUCUUCCAAAUGAAGCUAUACCAAACAUAUGUAAAAGGCAUCCACGUCAACAAAUUACUCGUAUGCCCCGUAUUGAUAGUCAUCGAUUAAGAAAUGAUAAAUACGACUAUAGACGUCGUGAUUAUAGUGAAAAAAAAGAAGGGAACACUGCACCUGGCGAUUUUAUUCCUACUUUUAGAAGUGGAACGGAACGGGGGUAUAUUGCUGCUUAAUUUUGAAUUAAAACAUCUAUAUACUACAUCAUUGAUGUAUAUAAUUGGUUACAUUUCAGAGGUGUACAAUCCUUAAUUAAAUUUACCAUAAAACAUAGAAUUAGAUGAAUCAGAAAACAAUGUUUUUGUAUUAAUAUUAUAAAACAUUAAAAACUAAUACUAUCACUUUUUUAAAGGGAAAAGAGCCUGUUUGACC